Molecule: messenger RNA, 426 nt
Organism: Rattus rattus (black rat)
Lineage: Eukaryota; Metazoa; Chordata; Mammalia; Rodentia; Muridae
Product: glyceraldehyde-3-phosphate dehydrogenase-like
Exons: 1
Coding region: 1-426 (141 amino acids)
Molecular function (GO): oxidoreductase activity, acting on the aldehyde or oxo group of donors, NAD or NADP as acceptor
Source: RefSeq, a predicted model, not a curated record
AUGAGUGUGAACCAUGAGAAUUAUGACAACUCCUUCAAGAUUGUUAGCAAUCUGUCUUGCACCACCACCUGCUUACCCGCCCUGGCCAAUGUCAUCCAUGACAACUUUGGUUUCGUGGAAGGGCUCAUGACCAUACUCCAUGCCAUUACUGCUACUCAGAAGACUGUGGUUGAGCCCUCUGGAAAGCUGUUGCGUGAUGGCUCUGGGGCAGCCCAGAACAUCAUCCCUGCAUCUACUGGUGCUGUGAAGGCUGUGAGCAAGGUCAUCUCAGAGCUGAACAGGAAGCUUACUGGCAUGGCCUUCCGAGUUCCUAUACCCAAUGUAUCCAUUGUGGAUCUGACAUGCUGCCUGGAGAAAUCUACCAAGUAUAAUGACAUCAAGAAGGUGGUAAAGCUUCUAAACACUGAAGAUCAGGUUGUCUCCUAG